Molecule: messenger RNA, 561 nt
Organism: Effrenium voratum
Lineage: Eukaryota; Dinophyceae; Suessiales; Symbiodiniaceae
Source: the annotation of a GenBank genome assembly
GCCACGCAACGGGCGAAUCCAAGAUUUAGCGUUGGCAUGGCUGUGGAAGCUGCAAAGGCAGCCCAGCGCUUCAUCGACUAUGUCAAUCAGACUGGCUCACCGUAUCACUGCGUGAGCGCCUGCACCACCCUUUUGAAAGCCUGUGGCUUCACGGAGUUGCAGGACAAUGGCGGCUGGUCUUUGAAGAAGGGCGGCAAGUACUUUGUCACCAAGGGCAGCGCAGACGUCAUGGCCUUCGUGGUCGGCGGCAAGUUCGCGGCCGACGCCGACUCAGGCAUUUCGAUGCUGGGCGCGCACACAGACUCGCCUUGCCUGCGACUGCGGCCCAACAGCAAGAUGACCUCCACCGGCAUGUUGCAGGUUGGCGUCCAGACCUAUGGCGGAGGGCUUUGGCACACCUGGUUCGACCGGCCCCUGGGCUUCGCGGGCAAGGUGGUGACGCGGACUGGGGGAAAGCUGGUUGAGAAGCUGGUGAGAGUGACGGACCCUGUUAUGAUCAUCCCCAACCUCGCCAUUCACUUGCAGAACGCGGACGAGCGCAAGGUUGCUACCCCUUCCUGA